Molecule: messenger RNA, 1048 nt
Organism: Paramecium sonneborni
Lineage: Eukaryota; Ciliophora; Oligohymenophorea; Peniculida; Parameciidae
Source: the annotation of a GenBank genome assembly
AAUGGCUUCCCAUCUGAUUCGGUAUAUAGAUAGCCUAUUAAUAGUAAAGAAUACGAGACUGGCAAGUUUUUUCUUAUAAAUAAUGAGAAUGGAGCUACAUAAGAGAUAACAAAAACUGGGGAUUUCAUCAAGAAAUUUAGUUUAGAUUACACUGGCAAAUAAGGAUUUAAAAGUAGAAUUCUAUAACCUGAUCCAUGUCAUUAUCCUUGUAGUAUAGAAUCAUUAACAUAAUUUCCUCCAUUUUAUAUACCUUAACCUGAUAAAUUUGAUGGUUAUGCUUAAUUGCCUCGUACAUUAUAAAAACCUUUUUAUAAUAAUGUUAUGAGAUAGCGAUCUGAUGCCACAGUUGAAAGUGCAAUCGAAUUUGUUAAAUAACAAUCUUUUAAUAACAAACACUAAAUAGAUAAACCUAUUAAACAUAUUACAGGAUCUAUGAAUGAUUUUAAUUUUGUAUAAAAUUUGAAGAAGAUUAAAGUGCUUGAACAUCGUAAAAGCACUAAAUAAAGAAACUUUACUAAUCAUAUCAAUAGUGUCAAAGUUAUAAAUAAAGAAGAAAUACCUCCUCCUAAUCUCACUUUGCUUAGGAGGAGCAGAAUCAAAUCUUAAUUAUUACCUAAAACUCUCCCUUUUGGAAAUAAUAACUCUAGAGAACCUUCUGAAAUUAGAAAUCUCGUCCCCUUAGAAGAUAGAGAAAUUAAAAGUAUACAUCAAUAUCAAUAAUACUAAUCAGAACAUAAAGAAAGUGACAUUAUGUAUCAAUCUAGAACUUUUAUUAAAUCUUAAAGCUAAUCAAAAAUCUCUAGAAAUGAUUUACAUAAUUCUCAUCUUACAUUAAAUCACUUUCAAGAAAAAAUUGAUAUUGCUUAAAAAGAAGAAAAUGCUUAUAUUAUACCAUAACAAAAAGAAAAACUAUCUAUUUCUUGGAAAGGUAGAUUUAGUGCUAUUAAAACUAAAAGUAAUGGAGAUUAAUAUGUCACAGAUCGAAUUAUUAUGAAAUUAUGUAUUAAUGUUUAAUAUUUUAUUAGUUUAGCCAGACCUAUUUAAAUGA